Molecule: messenger RNA, 3355 nt
Organism: Lates calcarifer (barramundi perch)
Lineage: Eukaryota; Metazoa; Chordata; Actinopteri; Centropomidae
Product: thrombospondin-type laminin G domain and EAR repeat-containing protein-like
Exons: 13
Coding region: 335-2473 (712 amino acids)
Biological process (GO): signal transduction
Source: RefSeq, a predicted model, not a curated record
GGUGUUUAAAAGGAGCUGCAGGUGCAGGAUUCUCCACACAGAUGAAUGGAUUUCUCUCCAAGCACAGAUCCUCUACCUUCACUAUUGAAGUGCAUGUGAAUCUUAGGUAGCCAGUAGAAGCUUUGAUGAUUUUCAACAGAAUUUAAUGACAAAAUAUUUUUCUUUUGGAACUGGAAGAUCUGAAAAUGCUCAUUUGGAUCAAUAUGAAGAAUACACAGUUGCCUGAUGUGUAUUGUCACUUAAGAUAGAGACAAAGGGAGCAAAACAUAGAGAAAUACCUUUAAUAUGGAGACAUUCGUACCAACUGGCAACUGAACCAAACAGGCUUUUUGUAAUGUCAUCGUUGAUAUUGAUGCAGCUCCUUCUCCUGGGGUUGAGGGUCAUCGACGCCACCACAGACACAUGGAGACACUGUACAGAUCUGCUCCCUCUGGAUCUUCUGUCUUUUGUUCUCGAGAGGGACACCUCCAAACUUGUGCCAGGGGUGCAAAUGAGGCAGGCAGGAGGGGUGAGGGGGGUACAUUUCUCCAGCCCUCAUACCUCUAUGAGCUUUCCCUCCUCCCAGCUGCUGGUGAAUUGUGACCUGUUCCCAAAGGAAUUCUCCAUUGUUGUGACGCUAAAAGUCACUAACAUUGCACCCAAGAGAAAUGAAUACAUCUUUUCCCUGAUGGAGCCAAAAACAGGAGAGAAAGGAGACAUUUUGGACAGUAAUAAAAACAGGGGUAUCAGUGGAGAGGAAGACCAUGGAGAGGAGAAGAAAAAGGAGAGGCAAGUCAAAAGUAAUGACGAGCACGGACGGACCAUCCUGGGACUGAGGUUCUCCAGAAAAUAUCUGCACUUCCUUUUUAAAGGUCACGGAGGGGUCAUGGAGCACUGGGUGUUUCGAGGUGCCCGGCUGGCUGAUAACCAGUGGCACACUCUGGUUUUAACUGUCAGUGGUCAACAUGUGAGGCUCACGGUGGACUGCAACUCACCACUGGAAAUCAUUCCCUCCAGGCCUUUCCCCUCUGACCUCAACAUUCAGGGAUCCAGGUUUCACAUAGGCAGUCGGGGGAGAUGGAAGGGCUUGUUUUCAGGUCUGCUACGGCAGCUGGUUUUGGUGCCAGGUUCCGAUGCCACCAAUCAGAUCUGCCCCUCCUCUGACCCCCAGCUAGCAGCUCUGUCAGUACCACCGCUUCUCUUAGACCUGCCUGUCUCAGGGAGAGAGGGUGACAGCCAUCUGACUACCCAUGAAACAGAGGAGCGAGUGUCAGUGGGGUUGGAGCGUACAUGCUCAGAGCUGCUACAAGGCCAGCUGUGGUUCAGUCCUCUCAGGAAAGGCCUCUACCUCUGCGACGGCACAGUGUGGAUCACUGUGUUAGAGGAUCAUAAAAGGCUGGACUAUGUGAUGGAACAUCAGGUCCUCACCACCAGCUCAGAGACUCAUGAUGUUGAGGUUUUCCAGGUUGCCGGCAUGGGUGUGAUGGCUGCUUUGGCUCACCGCUCCAAAACCUCUGGCUCUGCUGUGUAUCUGUGGACCCAGUCAGGAUUCAAGCUCUACCAGAAUUUCACCACUCACGAAGCCCUGGUUUGGAGACACUUCAACAUGGGAAAGAAAGUAUUUCUGGUGGUGUCUAACUCUGGUGGAGGACCAAACAAUCAUUUUAACAAAGAGUCGGAGACUGACUUCUCUGUGAUUUACAAGUGGAGCAAGAGAAGAAAAAAGUUUGUGCAGUUCCAGUCUCUGCAGACCCACUGUGCUCGAGACUGGGAGGCCUUUACCAUCAAUCGACAAACCUAUCUCGCCGUAGCCAAUCACAGACAAGGUAAUAAUAAUCACACUAUAAACAGUGUGAUAUACAAGUGGAACAGGUCAACAAAGUCUUUUGAGGUUCACCAGAUGCUGCCAACCUCAGGGGCCUACGACUGGGAGUUCUUCACUGUCGGACCAUACCAUUUCCUGGUGGUCGCAAAUGCUUUCGAUGGAGUUACCACUUCUGUAGACUCUGUCAUCUAUGUGUGGGUCAAUGGAGGCUUCCAGGUGUUCCAGACAAUCAAGACGUUCUGCGCCACAGACUGGGAAAUGUUUCAGAUUGGCAGCAGAGUCUUCUUGGUUGUUGCCAAUGGGCACAGACUCCAUGGUAACGGACCAAGUCGAUAUGCCAUCAACUCCACUAUCUAUGAACUGGACAUGAAUGGACAGCUAUUUGUCCGCUUCCAGGAUAUUAUCACCUACAGUGCAGUGGACUGGGAGUUCUUCAGCCUCGGGGAGGAACAUUUUCUGGUUGUUGCUAAUUCCUUCAACGGAGAAUCCUACUCUCUCAACAGCAUUCUGUACAGAUGGCAGGGAUAUGAAGGCUUUGUUCCUGUUCACUGGCUCCCGACCAUUGGGUGCAGUGACUGGGAGUUUUUCAGCUUUAAAGGAGAAUCAUAUCUGAUCUACUCUAGUGCCAAAGCACCUCUCUCCAAGGUGUUCAAGCUAAAAACCUAUUAGACAAAAAGAGAGUGUGCACCUGGCUUUGUGAAUUGAUUUGUGUGUGAAUGUGUGUGUAUUGUGUGUCCCAGCAUUCUCUUCUUUGUGAGGGAGUACAUUGUCCUUUUGUGUGUCUGUGUGCUCCUGUGUGAGAAAAUGUCUGCAAUAAUGUCUGAAAUGUGUGUGUGUGUGUGCCUAUACAAUACUGUCAACUGUCAACCUCGAUUACAUACAGUCAGGUCUAUAGCAACUAUUAAGGCCAUGUCCUUAGUGUUGUUUGCUGGAAGUUGUGUUUUAGGUUUUAACGACCUUGAGGAGAUUCAAAAACCACACAGAAAUUGCACACGGUGGGUUUUGAAGAAUGACUCCAAUAUCUGUUAUAGUAAAUAUCUAUAAACUUGAGGAAAGAAAACAUUUUUUCAGAAAAAAACAUUGAAUUAAAUUGACAUAUGAUAAAAGUAUUUAGUGUUGUUAUAUCCUUGCCGUGUGGAGAGGGUUUUGAAACUGCAUGUAGACCAUAAUGCUGAGAGAUGAUGAUGAUUUUCUGUGGUGGCUCCUCAGAACAUUUCCAAGGGGUUUUGGCUGGGGGGAUUUGGUAUAAUGACCAACCCUGCACACAGUGAACUCACAACAUCAACCUGUCAGUGCCAGGUUAACAACUGAUGUACCUCAUUUUAAAAACAAUUAUAGAGUGCACAAGAUUUCUAUGAGAAUAUGUCUAUUUGUGCGCAUUGUUUGAAAGAAACGAAUACAACUCAAGACAACCUCUGUAAGAUUCUUAUCUUUCUGUAGAAACAUUUUUUAUUGAAAUCAUAUUUAACAUUUUUUAACUGGAAUAUGUUCUCUAAAUGAAAACUGAACUGAUUGUUAUUUUUUGCCUCUGACUGCAUGAAUAUAUAUAUA